UUAAAUCUGUGCGUGGUGUAGCGCAAAUUACGUCAGGAGUGCAUGCCAGAAUAAUAGUUUAAUUUUUAGAAAUUCUUGUUUUCCAAAGGCGAAAAAUGUAACCAGCAAAUAAGAAGUCCUGCCUUUAAUGCAUUACUUACGGAAUAUCAGGUGAAAAUAGGAAUGAGAAGAGCUGCUUAGAUUGACAUUAAUUUCGGUUUAAUAUGCACAAAGCUGUCUGACAGCUGCUGCGAGCUAGCUAUAAUGCUAUCUAGUAUAAGGAUAACAUUACAAGAGAGACAUUCAUUGUAACGUUGUUAUGCGACAUUGUUACUAGCUAGCUAUUCCCUGCAUAGACCAAUCUACAAUGUAACAGGGACUUGUUUUGCUGCUGGUUGUUGGCUACUUUGUUGCAGCAGGCUGUGACAAACAUUCCACUGAUCAAAUAUAAUUCGUAUUUCCUAAACUCUCUUUGAACAGUGAGGGAGGUUCAAAGAAUACAAAUUCAAUUGACAAACGUUGUUUCAGUUUUAACUAAUGGCAAAGAAAGAAUGUGUUGCACAAUGCAAAGACGAAUCCUCAAUGCUACGAAAUCGGAGAGGCCAGAUGAAUACAGGGGAGCAGUGCCCUGUUUCAACCCAUCAUGAGUCGACCCAGGAGGAGAAUACAGAGGAUGAUAGACUGUCUGAAGGUGACAGCCAAUCCUUAAAUGGGACAUCAGCACAACAUGACCAGGACAUCUACUCUCCAAAUAAUGAGGCACAAAGCACAGUUUACUUUCUGUUGGUGGUGUUGCUCUCUUUUUCCACACGCCUUUACAAAAUCAUGGAACCCCCUCAUGUAUGCUGGGAUGAAACCCACUUUGGGAAAAUGGGGAGCUACUACAUCAACAGGACCUUCUUCUUUGAUGUCCACCCACCACUUGGAAAAAUGCUGAUCGGGCUAGCUGGGUACAUGACUGGCUACGACGGCACCUACCCGUUCCUUAAACCUGGGGACAAAUAUGAGCACCACAACUACUGGGGGAUGAGAGGGUUCUGUGCAUCUCUGGGCUCCUGCCUGCCCCCCUUUGCCUACCUCACAGUGCUGGAGUUGUCCCAGUCCCCAACAGCUGCCCUCAUCACUGCUGCAAUGCUGGCCUUUGACACUGGCUGCAUCACCAUCUCCCAGUACAUCCUUCUUGACCCCAUCCUCAUGUUCUUUAUAAUGGGAGCAGUGCUCAGCAUGGUCAAGUUCAAUCUACAGAGAUAUAGGCCCUUUAGCGCACCCUGGUGGUUCUGGCUGGUACUGACAGGGGUAAACCUGUCUGGGGCUCUGGGGGUUAAGUUUGUGGGGCUGUUUGUCAUCCUGCUGGUGGGACUGAACACAGCCUGGGACCUGUGGAGUUUGCUGGGGGACCUGCACCUCUCUCUGAUGGAUUUUGGGAAGCACUUGUUGUCCCGGGUGUUUGGGCUUAUCCUGCUUCCUCUGUUCCUGUAUGUUACAAUAUUUGCAGUCCACUUUGUUGUCCUGAACAAAAGUGGUCCAGGAGAUGGCUUCUUUAGCUCUGCUUUUCAGUCCCGUCUGAUUGGAAACAACCUACACAAUGCAUCCAUGCCUGAGUACCUGGCAUAUGGAUCAAUCAUCACUGUGAAGAACCUACGCAUCGCUGGAGGAUACCUCCACUCUCACUGGCAUCUGUACCCAGAAGGAGUAGGAGCAAAGCAGCAGCAGGUCACAGCAUACCUCCAUAAGGACUAUAACAACCUGUGGCUGGUGCAAAGACCCAAUGACAGUGAUGCACAAUCAGGAGAACCUGACCUUGUUCGUCAUGGUGACAUUAUUCGAUUGGAGCACAAAGAGACUACCCGUAACCUUCACAGUCAUCUCCACGAGGCACCUCUCACUAAGAAACACUUCCAGGUCACAGGAUAUGGCAUCAAUGGAACAGGUGACCCUAAUGACCUGUGGCAGGUGGAGGUGUGUGGGGGUCGGAAGGGCGACCUGGUCAAGGUGUUACGCAGCAAAGUACGCUUCCUGCACCGAGCAACUGGCUGUGUGCUCUACUCCUCCGGCAAGACUCUCCCCAAAUGGGGCUGGGAACAGGUGGAGGUUACGUGUAGCCCAUAUCUGAAGGAGACCCCAAACUCUCAAUGGAAUAUUGAGGAUCAUAUCAAUACCAAAUUGCCCAACAUUAGCCUUUCAGUGCUGAAGCCCCACUUCCUGGAGAUAUUGCUGGAGUCCCACAUCGUUAUGAUCAGGGGUAACAGUGGGUUGAAGCCCAAAGACAAUGAAAUGAACUCUAAACCCUGGCACUGGCCAAUCAACUACCAGGGAUUGAGGUUCUCUGGAGUGAAUGAGACUGAGUACCGUGUCUACCUGUUAGGGAACCCUGUGAUCUGGUGGCUGAACCUGCUUAGUCUGGGCCUGUAUGUGGUUAUGGUGGCAGCGGCCUCUAUAGCCCUCCGCAGAGGAGUCCAGCUAGACAAGAGAAGAACAGAGCAUUGUCGCGUGCUGAUGGAAGGUGGAGGGCUGCUGCUCCUGGGCUGGUUGCUGCACUACGUACCCUUCUACACCAUGGGCCGCAUCCUCUACUACCACCACUACUUCCCUGCCAUGCUCUUCAGCAGCAUGCUAACAGGGAUAACUUUGGACACCCUGCUGCAGAGUGCUGACCUGUGGCUCCGCCCACCCUAUUCUUACUGGCUGCUUAGAGGAGGACUGGCAAUGCUAUUCCUGGCCAUCCUCUAUAGCUUUUACAUGUUUCACCCUCUGUCCUAUGGUAUGAGAGGGCCGCUGGCCCAUGACCCUGCUAGUACCAUGGCUGGCCUGAAGUGGAUGGACUCCUGGGAGUUUUAGUCAGUUGAACAGUCAGGAAGAGUUCUGACUGACAGUGAUAUAUAUCAGUGGUUUUAUUUUUAUCAGUGGUGUUUUAGCAGACAUGCAAGUGUCUAUUUCUUACACACUACGUGAACUUCAGAAAUUACAGUAUUUUUCAUAAUGUGCAUAGCUAUGGAUUGUUAAAUAUUUAACAUGAAAGUAUUUUAUUAGUCAGUUUUAUGUCCAGAUAUUUCAAAGUGUUUUAAUUCAACAUUGAAAACUGAAUAUUUGAGUGACUUUCUACACUUGAAUUGCGCAGCAGUGUGUUGUGAAACGAUAUUAAGACCAGAAUAUACUGUUCACAAUCAUAGCCUACUCUUUUGGUGUUGGGAGAUAACUUGAUAAAUACAUGAAUGUGCUUUAGGUGGAUGUUGAAAUGUAAUGAAUUGUGUUUAUUUAAUUGAGACUGUUAGUGACGGCUAAUGAUGUCUACUGAACUGCCUUAACAUGCGUUUAGUUUUUUCUUGACUGAGUUGCAAUAAUGAGCUAAGUGCCUAGGGACUAAAUCCAUUUAAAAUACUUUUGAGAAUCUAAUAUUCUAAUUAAAUGUUUUAUGAUAUGAAUGAAUUAACCUGUUUCCAUUAUUAUAAUAUCAAAUUUCCUUUUUCUUUGUUUAUCUUGCAAAGUUUGCUUGAUCUUACAUUGUGCACAGUAUUGUAUAAAUAUUUGGCAAGAUACAGUGCUUUCAAUGACUGUCAGUUCUGCAUUUUGCUUUCUCAAAGAAAGGGAUCUGUUACUUUUCAAUACAACUCUCCAAAACAACCUUUUUUACCUGUUGAUUGUAUAUUGUCUCAAUUUUACUAGUGCAUAAUCAUUGCCUUUUAUUGCUCCUGUGGUGUCCUAUAUGUGUUAGCAAUGUGUGAUCUUAUUUCAUGUGUGGUUAUGAUGAAUAAUAUGUUAGUUUUUUGCAUUUGUAUGUGACAAGUUAACAGACAUUAUCAUCUUUUUACUCCUCAAAUACAGAAAAGGAGCACUGAA
This is a messenger RNA of Coregonus clupeaformis (lake whitefish), 3816 nucleotides long. RefSeq names its product protein O-mannosyl-transferase 2. Gene Ontology annotation, biological process: protein O-linked glycosylation via mannose. NCBI's taxonomy places the organism in Eukaryota, Metazoa, Chordata, Actinopteri, Salmoniformes, Salmonidae. Gene Ontology annotation, molecular function: dolichyl-phosphate-mannose-protein mannosyltransferase activity. The record is from RefSeq and is a predicted model, not a curated record. The transcript has 20 exons. Gene Ontology annotation, cellular component: membrane; endoplasmic reticulum. The coding region runs from base 517 to 2817 and encodes 766 amino acids.